Molecule: messenger RNA, 912 nt
Organism: Trichoderma aggressivum f. europaeum
Lineage: Eukaryota; Fungi; Ascomycota; Sordariomycetes; Hypocreales; Hypocreaceae
Exons: 4
Coding region: 1-912 (303 amino acids)
Cellular component (GO): membrane
Source: RefSeq, a predicted model, not a curated record
AUGGCGUCUCUUGCGAUGGCCGUGGUGAACGAGGCAGUGAAAGAGCUGCCUCUUCACAAAGCUAUAUCGGGAAUCUUUGGAAGCAUUAGCAUGGCGGCAUGGAUAUGCGUUAUUCUCCCUCAGAUGAUUGUCAACUACCGAGCGAAGAGCGCCGACGGCCUGAGCAUGCCGUUUCUGGUGGUCUGGAUGAUUGGCGACGCCACCAACUUGAUCGGCGGACUCUUUACGCAUCUCGCGCCGACAGCGGUCGCAUUGGCCAUGUACUUUUGCGUCGCCGACUUCCUCCUCAUCUCGCAGUGCCUAUACUACAACACGAUCAACGCUCGCCGAGCUGCCGAGGAGGCGGAGGCCACCGAGGAGGCGCCCCUUCUUGGAGAGCGGCGCAUGUCGCAUCGCCGAUCGGUGUCGAGCGUGGACGCCAGCAAGAUUGCGCCGGCCGGCGACGAGCUGAUUGAGCGGUCCUCGUGGUCGUCCAACGCAGCCAGCCUGGUUGGCGUAUAUGUUGUUGGAUUCAUGGGGUGGUACCUCUCAUACAAGGCUGGAGCGUACAACGAGGCAGACCCUGUCGUCUUCAACGCCGUGGCUUUUGAGUCGUCAGACUUGCUGGAGAAGAUUGGCAUGAUGCUGGGCUACUUUAGCGCAGUGUGCUACCUCUGUGCUCGAAUUCCCCAGAUCAUCAAGAACUACCGAGAAAAGUCUUGCGAAGGCCUCUCGAUUCUGUUCUUUAUGCUUUCCCUGACUGGAAACCUGACGUACGCCAUCAGCAUUGUGGCCUACUCCCAGGACAGGAAAUACAUCAUCAACACCAUCCCCUGGCUUAUUGGGUCUCUCGGCACGGUCGUCGAGGACGGCACCAUUUUUGUGCAGUUCCGAUUAUACGCCAACAACAGGCGAAGCGACGGCCAGGCAUAA